Molecule: messenger RNA, 667 nt
Organism: Macroventuria anomochaeta
Lineage: Eukaryota; Fungi; Ascomycota; Dothideomycetes; Pleosporales; Didymellaceae
Exons: 2
Coding region: 15-428 (137 amino acids)
Biological process (GO): mitochondrial translation
Cellular component (GO): mitochondrial large ribosomal subunit
Molecular function (GO): structural constituent of ribosome
Source: RefSeq, a predicted model, not a curated record
CAUUGACCGCCAACAUGCCUCUCGCAGCGACCAGGACGGUCGCGAAGGCCCAGAACGGCGUCGGCGCCUUCGUCCUCCAAUGCAAGCGCCUCGAAUUCCACUACUGCAACUGGUGGGGAUCCUCAAAAGGCAUGAACGCCUUCAUCAAGUCCUCUCUCCCCUCUUUCGCGCAGCGCAACCCCUCCGUCGAGUUCUCCGUCAGCCCGCGCCCACGCAAGCACCCCGUCAUCAUCGCACACUACAUCAAUGGCGCCACACGGUCCAUCUGCGUUAAGAAUCUGCAGAACGAGGGGGUCAGGGAAAAGGCGGAGGCGCUGAGGGAUAGCAAUGGAGAGAAGAACAAGAGAUUGGGCAAGCCGGUUACGAGUAUCAAUGAGAGCGUUAGGGGUAUUUGGAGUCCGUUCCAUGGUGCAAAGAUCCAGAUCUAGGGGAAGACGAGGAAAUGGGGAUGUAGGAAGCGGACAACGUGAUAGGAGAGCCAAUGCAGCAUCUUCUGGACGCGAGGGUCGAUGGAUCACUCGACUGUACAAUACCUAGGCAUGGGCGGCGCAUAUUGGGUUGGAUAUGUACAGAAAAUGUACGAAUACUGUCAUCGACAUAUUUAAGAUGCACAAACAUCAUCACCCGCUUGCACAUAUUGUUCCUUAGGCUUUGGUUUGUUCAUUGG